Molecule: messenger RNA, 555 nt
Organism: Melampsora larici-populina 98AG31
Lineage: Eukaryota; Fungi; Basidiomycota; Pucciniomycetes; Pucciniales; Melampsoraceae
Exons: 3
Coding region: 1-555 (184 amino acids)
Source: RefSeq, a predicted model, not a curated record
AUGAAGAAACCAAACAAGAUGGAACUGAAGAUCGAUACAAAUCAAGGAGAAGAAACUUCAUCCGAUGCACUCAGUAUCAAUCACUUUGAACGAUAUCAAGCUCAUGAUUAUUUACUUUGCCCUUUCCCGAUCUCCACCAAUAAUAAUCCUCGAUCGGACAGAGAAGCAGGUGUCGGGAAGAAGACCUGGUCAGGGCUAUACGUUUUAUCACCACAAGAUUUGAUUAUGGUCGAGCUGAGAAACCGAUCAGAUCAUAUCGGUUGGAUGAUUGAACAUGAAGAUUAUGAAGGUGCUCUGAGAGAAGUACAAGACGCUGGUUUAGAUGGAGUCGAUGGAUUCAGUUUAAGUGAGAUUGGGAAAAAGUAUCUUGAUCAUCUUGUCAAUCACGGUCAAUAUGAAACCGCUGCCAAAGCAUCACCAGCUAUAUUGGGGAAUAAUGCAAAGGCUUGGGAGGAUUGGAUAUUCUUAUUCACUGAAAAGGGGCAAUUGGAGGUAUGCUAUGAUUUCAACGUCGUCGUGGAGGGCCGAAACCGAGACAAUGGGAAGAGAGCGUAA